Messenger RNA from Lolium perenne, 333 nucleotides. NCBI's taxonomy places the organism in Eukaryota, Viridiplantae, Streptophyta, Magnoliopsida, Poales, Poaceae. The record is from RefSeq and is a predicted model, not a curated record.
ACGCACACUAACUAGUCCGGCGGGCCGGUCAUGGCGGGAGGCGGCGGCGACAUGGAAGCGGCGGCCGUGGCCACGGAGGCGGCGAGGGACGCGGGGAAGAGGAGGAGGAGGGCGGAGUGGGUGGCGCUGCCGGCCGGGAUGGUGCUGGUGCAGGUGUUCACGGUGGUGACGAUGGUGAUGUCGAAGGUGGCCCUCAACGCCGGCAUGCACCCGCUGGUCCUCCUCGUCUACCGCAACCUCGUCGCCGCCGCCGCCGUCGCGCCCCUCGCCCUCGUCUUCGAGAGGUACGUACGUACGCGCAAGUGGAUUUUCGCCGCGUCCGUCCAUCCGUGA